AUGGCCAAGGACAUCGAGGCGGCGCCACCCGGUGGGGAGUACGCGGCCAAGGACUACUCCGACCCGCCGCCGGCGCCGCUCUUCGACGCCGAGGAGCUGACCAAGUGGUCCCUGUACCGCGCGGUGAUCGCCGAGUUCGUGGCCACGCUCCUCUUCCUCUACAUCACCGUGGCCACCGUCAUCGGGUACAAGCACCAGGCGGACCCCGCCGGCCCCAACGCCGCCGACGCGGCCUGCAGCGGCGUGGGAAUCCUCGGCAUCGCCUGGGCGUUCGGCGGCAUGAUCUUCGUGCUCGUCUACUGCACCGCCGGUGUGUCGGGUGGCCACAUAAACCCGGCGGUGACCUUCGGGCUGUUCCUGGCGCGCAAGGUGUCGCUGGUGCGCGCGCUGCUCUACAUCAUCGCGCAGUGCCUCGGCGCAAUCUGCGGCGUCGGGCUCGUCAAGGGGUUCCAGAGCGCCUUCUACGUGCGCUACGGCGGCGGCGCCAACGAGCUCAGCUCCGGCUUCUCCAAGGGCACCGGCCUCGCCGCGGAAAUCAUCGGCACCUUCGUUCUCGUCUACACCGUCUUCUCCGCCACCGACCCCAAGCGCAGCGCCCGUGACUCCCACGUCCCAGUGCUGGCUCCUCUGCCAAUCGGCUUCGCGGUGUUCAUGGUGCACCUGGCCACUAUCCCGAUCACCGGCACCGGCAUCAACCCGGCAAGGAGCUUGGGGGCUGCUGUGAUCUACAACAACGAGAAGGCCUGGGACGACCACCCAUUGUGGUUGCAGUGGAUCUUCUGGGUGGGGCCAUUCAUCGGCGCCGCCAUCGCCGCCUUAUACCACCAGUACGUGCUGAGGGCCAGCGCCACCAAGUUCGGCUCGUCCGCCUCCUUCGGCAGCCGCUAG
This is a messenger RNA of Triticum turgidum subsp. durum (durum wheat), 888 nucleotides long. NCBI's taxonomy places the organism in Eukaryota, Viridiplantae, Streptophyta, Magnoliopsida, Poales, Poaceae. The record is from the annotation of a GenBank genome assembly.